Peronospora matthiolae is the source of this 1782-nucleotide messenger RNA. NCBI's taxonomy places the organism in Eukaryota, Oomycota, Peronosporomycetes, Peronosporales, Peronosporaceae. The record is from the annotation of a GenBank genome assembly.
AUGGGAAGCGACGAGGAGCUGGACUUGGCUGCGUCAGCUACAGGCAACGCCGUGCUGGACGCAGCGCGUGGGGUAACAGGCUCAGGAGCUGCUGCUGUAGCAACGACGGAGGAGGGCGCUGCGUGGGUGCGGCUGGAGCUCUGUGCGAUCGCCAGUUUGCAGCUGGCACUGGUGCUUGUGGCCUACCGUUUGGACCGCUCGACGCAUCCCGCGCUGAUUUCCGAGUCCGCUGUGGCCAUUUCCUUUGGCGUGUUGUUUGGCGUCGGAGUGCUGAUCUUUUACCCACGGGAAUCGCUGAACAAUGGCAUGGAUCCGGAAGUGCUCUUUUACGCGUUGCUGCCGCCGAUUAUCUUGGAAGCUGGGUUCAACAUGAAGAAGAGGGGCUUCUUUUCCAAUGUCAAUGCGAUUAUGCUGCUAUCGAUCGUUGGAACGCUUGUUGCGACAUUCAUCACGGGCGGUAUCUUGAUCUGGGUGGGCAAUUUAGGGCUCAUUACCAAGCUGACAGCUGCAGAAGCGUACCUGUACGGUGCACUCAUUUCGGCAGUCGAUCCAGUCGCGACACUCUCAGUGUUCAAGAAGAAUGGCGUACCUCCGCUUCUCUUUAAUCUUGUUUUCGGCGAAAGUAUGCUGAAUGACGGCGUUGCGAUCGUGUCGUUCACACUGUUCCAGGGCCUUAUCCGAGACGACAUUGCUGAUGUCACCUUACAUGACGCAGGAAUCAUUAUCACCAAGGUCUUUGGAAUUGGCUUCGGAUCUGUUGGUCUAGCAGCUGUUGUGUGCUUUACGUCGGCAUUCUUGCUCAAACAAGCCGAUCCGGCUCUGCGGCAGUACCCUUCCUACGAGAUAUCGAUUGUGCUGCUCUCGGCGUACUUGAGCUACGUGAUUGCUGACCUCGUUGGGAUGAGCGGUAUCGUGGCACUGUUCUUCUCGGGCGUGCUAAUGAGUCACUAUCACCUGUACAACAUAGCCGACGAGAGUGCGACGGCUUUGCGGCACUUGCUGACGACUUCGUCAUUCAUGGCGGAGAACUUUGUGUUUAUCUACAUGGGAAUGAGUGUCGUCGCAUACUCAGGGUAUUUCACGUGGGACUGGGGAUUCAUCCUCGCCAACAUGAUCGCUUGUAUCGUGGGACGCAUGCUCAACACGUUCCCGAUGUGUGCACUUGCAAACCUUUGUCGGUCGGAAGACAACAAGAUCCCGUGGAGCCAUAUGGUCGUGGUCUGGUUUGCCGGACUUCGUGGAGCAAUUGCGUUUGCGCUGGCACUGAAUGUGUACACGCCGAAUCGUGUCCACGCGAGCGUGAUUCAAAGCACGACGCUGUUCACGGUCAUGUUCACGACUUUGGUUUUUGGGAUGGGCACAAGUCCUGUGCUGCGUUAUUUCGGCUUGACAGCGACGCAAGAUUGUGACAACGAGGGUGCAAACGAGCGGUUGCUUUCGAGCGACGAUGAGCACGACGCAGGUGCUGCGUUCCACCGCAUUGGUGGGUCACUUUCCCGCCGUAACAUUCGUGGCAUCCACAGCAUCUGGGAGCGUAUCGACGAAAGGUACUUGAAGCCGCUUUUCGGUGGUCAACCACGCGACCAGCAGCUUAAGGGCCGAGGAAACGGUUCCUCCACUGCAAGUACCAGCAGCUCGCCUCGGUCUUUGCGACGUUGCGUUCGGAAACGAAAAGGUCAGCAGGACUUUACGCCGCCUUCAUCACCAAAGUCGCCGUCGUCUCAAAUUCCGUUAACUGCUAUGACUGCGAAUCAAGAUGACACUCGCGACGUUGUCGUAUAA